This is a messenger RNA of Apodemus sylvaticus (European woodmouse), 1260 nucleotides long. RefSeq names its product endogenous retrovirus group K member 6 Gag polyprotein-like. NCBI's taxonomy places the organism in Eukaryota, Metazoa, Chordata, Mammalia, Rodentia, Muridae. Gene Ontology annotation, molecular function: nucleic acid binding; zinc ion binding. Gene Ontology annotation, biological process: viral process. The record is from RefSeq and is a predicted model, not a curated record.
CAAAAGUUGGAGUUUGAAAUUAAAUUGCAGAAAUUGACUAAUGAAUUACAGGAGCUAAAAAGGGUGUCUAAUACUAGAGAGAACAAUAAUUCUGAGACCCGCCAGUCGCCAUUAGAAAGAGUUAUAAGCCAGGCUCGCGGAGAGGGGCAGGAUACGUCAGAAAUCUUAGCUUUUCCGGUCCUUGAGAUUGAAGACCAGGAAAAUGUGAUUAGACAAUAUCAGACUUUGGAAUUUAAAGUGAUAAAAGAAUUAAAGCUAGCCGUAGCCCAGUACGGCCCGACAGCUCCUUUUAAACAGGCGUUAUUGGAUACUGUGAUAGAGUCGAAUUUAACUCCACAGGAUUGGAGAACACUGUGUAAGGCCACGUUGUCGGGGGGGGGGGGGGUAGAUUUCUUGCUUUGGAGUUCUGAAUGGCGUGAGGCUAGCAAAAGAACUGCCACCACUAAUACUCAGGCAGGCCAUCCAGAAUGGAAUGCUGAUAUGUUACUGGGAGAAGGUGUAUAUGAAGGAAAUACUAACCAGAUGGGUUUUCCCAUCGCAGUGUAUGCGCAGAUUGCGGUGGCUGCCCGCCAUGCUUGGAAUCUUUUACCAUCAAAGGGAGAUCCUAGUGGGAAUCUAACAGGUGUCAAACAGGCUCCCGAUGAACUUUUUCAGGAUUUCGUGGAUAGAUUGCUAAAAACAGCUAAUAGAAUUUUCGGAAAUUCUCAGGCAGAAAAUCCGCUGGUUACCCAACUAGCCUACGAGAAUGUUAAUGCGGCCUGCCGGGAGGCGAUUAGACCUCAUAGGGGGACGACAGACUUAGUUGGUUAUAUUCGUCUUUGUUCUGAAAUUGGUCCCUCGUAUAAUCAGGGUUUAGCAAUGGCUGCAGCGUUGCAGGGAACCACCAUUCAGGGAAUUCUUUCGCAGAGACGAGGAAAUAGAAGGUGUUUUAAAUGUGGCAGUCUGGGUCAUUUUAAAAGUGAUUGCCCUGAUAACAGGGCUACUAUAAACGGGCAAUCAGGUUGUUCACCAGGAACAUGCCCUAAGUGUAGAAAAGGAAAUCAUUGGGUGAAGGGAUGCAAGUCCAAAACUAAUAUUCAUGGCAGACCUGUGUCGGGAAACGGGAGGAGGGGCCCGCCCCAGGCCCCGAUUCAUCCACGACAGACAGUCUGUGGGGCAACGCAGCUGCUGCCGAGCCAAGGAAAUCUAUCUUUGAACUCGCCAGAGCUACACCAGGAAGUGCAGGAUUGGACCUCUGCAGUGUAUUCCAUGCCGUAUUAA